AAUGCUCUGAUAUACAUUUGGGGCCCUUGAGAAGAUUCCCAUAUAAUACCUGGGAUAAUACCUGGGAAUGUAAUGGGGCCAUUGCAAUACAGGCGGUCUGUAAACCACAGCUGUUACACGUGAUAUACAAGAGUUCCUGGCAAUGGGGAGAACUGAUGAUGCCCACAGCUUCAUGUGUGAAAGGCCGCCGACUCUUAAUGUGAGACUAUACGCACGGCACCAUGCAACACUUUGAAUAGCAAACCAUGAGCGGUUUUCUCCUUGUGUUGCUGAUGUCAUCCACAUAUGUCAGGCACAUCACUUCCUGCCCUGCUUCCUGUGUCGUGUGUUCAGAGGAUGCCAUCAUCUGCCAGAAGCUCUCCAACAUCAUAGGAGUUCCCGAGACCACUAAGGUCUUGAUUCUCACAGAUGGGCAGAUCGACAUCGUGGACAGCGGCAACUUCUCGGACCUGUCAAACAUGAGAUUGCUGGGCUUGAGCAACAACGCCAUCACCAACAUCACCGAAAGUGCCUUCCAGAACCUCACGGUCCUUAAAGUCCUGCUUUUGGACCACAACCUCAUCACCAGCUCGUCCAUAUUCCGCUCCACCUUCAGCCCGCUCCAGAGCCUGGAGAUCCUACGGCUGGGGAACAACGCGAUCCGGGUCAUCAACGGCGGCUGGUUCCGCCACACCAGGAGCCUGCUGACUCUUCAGCUGGAGGUGAACCUCAUCACCAGGCUGGACUCCGCCACUUUCCAGUCCUCCAACCUGGACAGCCUGGAGACGCUGGACCUGUCGGACAACCUCAUCACGCACGUCGGCCGCGGAAGCUUCCGGGCCCUGCCUCGACUGCGCCGGCUGGACCUGUCCAGGAACAACCUGCGCACGGCACCGGACGCCUUCUCCUACCUCUCCUGGCUGUCGGCGCUCCACCUGGACCACAACCAGUGGAACUGCACCUGCGAGCUGCAGGAGCUGUCCUCCUUCCUCAGCAGCUACAUGGAGGCCCCGGACAAGGUCCUGUACAACGGCCGGCAGCUGGUCUGCCUGAACGCCGACAACCCCGCCGUGCAGACCGUGCUGCAGCUGACCGAGGCCAACUGCGUACCGCCCAACAAGAACAUCACCCUGGUCGUGGCGACCAAGGGCAGCAUCUCGGCCCGGCAGUAUGCCAGAGAUGUCACUUUGGCUGCUCUGUUCUUCUUCGCCGGUGGUGUGGCACUAACAGUUGGUGUCCUAUACAUUUUCUACACCAAACUGGAGCUAAAAAAAGCCUUGGGUGCUUGGAGGGACAGGAACUGGGAUGAUGAAGGAGAUGCUCACCUUGGUGGGACCAUCCAAAAUCAUGGGUUGCCAGAGUUAAGCUUCACCGGGGAUAACAAGGCGCAGGUCCUCUCCAUCACCCACCCAGGGCAGGAGACCAAACUGAUGAGUCCGAACAGCAUGGUGCUGUCCAACCAGAGGCCCUGGCUCAGAGAGGGGGUCCCAUCUGGCAUGGGGCCAGCUAUUCCCAAGCACCAUUUUGUCUGCCAUCGCUGCAGUCCUGAUUUAGGAAGUCAGAGGCAAUAUCAGAGGAGACAAGGUGGGCAAAGCUUUCUUAGCAGACAAGAGGAUGUUCUGUACCAUCACAUGGAUUUGGAGCAUUUUAUAGGAGAAAAACAACCACUGAGUCAGAUUCGCCACUCUCCACCCUCCCACAGAAAAGCACCCACUCCAUACAGUGCAACACAUGGCGAAACGCAAACAAACAGAACUAACAGGGACAUAGUUGGCAGUUACUCCCGCCGUAAUGGCCACACCCAGACCAUUCAUACUCUGCCAGACUAUCUCACGGUCCACUGCUCGCGCUGUCUCAAAACCCACGAGUACAGGCAAGCUAGGAGCACAGUCAGAACUGCCGAAACGGAGACCACCACUGAGGGAACUCUCGAGACUAGGUAUACAAGGAAGGGACUGUCUGAACCAAACCCAAACGCACAACCACACAGAGAGAGAGGACUUAAUGACACAGAAAGCCAUACAGGUGUGGAGGGUUAUGGUGGACAACUUCAUACAAGGAAUCCUGCAAUGAAUAUACCCCUGCAGAGGACUGUUACUUUCAACUUAACAGGGUCUGAAAAACACAUGAUAUCUGCCCCAAAGAAGAAAUCUCUUAAGGUCAAAGAUCAUAAGGUGAAAAGCUCAGGUGCGUACAAGCUUAAAGAAAAGCACAGGGCCAGCAAAAGCAACAAGCACGAGAAAGGAGAUCAUUUAAAAAGACACAAGCAAAGAGUUCAGUCAAAUGGUUUAUUGAAAGUAAAGCUCAACCUGACUCCCUUUAGGAAAAAUAGAGUCCACCCCAGAGAGCACCACAACCAGGAGGAUGUGCAGUCAAAAUUAGAAAGAGCUGGCACAGUGGCUAAAAAAUCCAAGCUGAUUUUGAAAGAUAGAAAGAUCAAAUUUAAAAACAGCAGGGACAGCCAUGCUGUGUCAGAAACAAAGAAAAAAGGUAGUAAGGUAUCCAAGACAGACAAUAUUGAUCAUGCAAAGAAGCUCAUCCAGUCAAAUUCUACUGAACAAUCACGUGACCUCUCCAAACCGAGGGUUAAAUCUUCCAGGCCUAAGACCUCCAGAAAAAUGGAUAAAGUUAACCAUACUGAAAAGAGACCACGUGAUUUAGAUGGUGUUGAUCAAGAGAUAACGGAAUCACACACUCCUCAAAGGAAACGUACCAAGAAAGGAAGACAAAAGGAAUUGUCAAUGGAAGAUGAUGCAAUGGAGCAUCAGGCAAACCUUGUGAAGUCAGAGGAAGAAAAUUCACUGUCACUUUCUAAGUCCUCAAAGAGGGGUAAGAACUCUCCAGAGACCGACAGAGACAGUCAAGAAGGUUCAGCAGAGCCAGAGUGGAGAAAACAGCCCCAGACUGUGAACAUCAUAUGCCAAACAUCAGUUAAAGACAAUUCAAAUGAUGCAGCAAGAACACUGGAGUUAAAAGAUGAAGAGCCUUUAGGUAGCGGUGGUGUGCCGGUCUUACAAAAAAUGUCACCCAAAGAGGUCGCAAAUAAGGACCAACCAGCCAACCUGGAGUUAAAGGAGGGUGAGGAACGGCCACUUGUGCCCUCUCUGAAUUCAGCUGUACUCCAAACCCGAGUGAACUUUCCCGAUACAAGUCCAACUGAAGAAGCACAGCAUGCUCACAUGCUGGACCUUCGAGAGGCACUUGUGGGACAAAAACCUCUACUUCACGCAGGAAGCGGGAGCACAGAGUCUAUUCGUGAAGAUUCAAGUAUCAUCCAAGAACCAACAGCUCUCACUGCAGAUGAGACGGGGAGAGAAUUGGCAGACACAAUGUCUGUGGAGGGUGGAACCAAGCAAUCUAGCCCUGGCCCUGUAAGACCAACACGGGGGGACCAGGAAGGACAGCACAUCCCAGAAAUGGACCUAGGGCAGGAGGAACCAAAACCACUGUCUGACCAAGGAAGCACUGACAUGCUACCUAAUCAGGAACCAGGGAGCAAGUUCAUGGACACAUCGACUGUGGAGGGAGAAUCCAAAAAGGAGAGCACUCCCCCGCUUGGCAGCAUUCAAGGAGACACCUCAGAUGGGGCAAUGAUGACGGACAUUCCAGGUACCAGCCCACAAGCCGGUGUAGGCCCUGCAAUUCCAGAGUCAUACACAGAGCCACUUGCACAUGCAGACAUGGACGGAAGUUCACUUGCUGACCCAUUGGCUGCUCCAGAUACACAGCCGGUCUCAGAUCAAAUGACUGCGGGCGGGCCUGGACCCACUAACCCUUUGGACGCGGAAAACCUCUCCAACAACAACAGCAUGAAGCCAGGCUCAUCGCAUCCCAUUAUUCUCCAAGAAUACUUGCCUCCCUCGGAUGGCUCUCCGAAAAGAAAGCUCCGGCUCAUUAUUCCCGAGAGGCCAAGGAGCAGGCCAAUCACUCCCCUCGACAAGAAAAUACGCUAGGCCAGAGGGCUAAUAUAUACACUUAAGAGAGGUCUAUCUCUUUGUAAACAGUCCUAAGGAUCUAAUUCAGUGGCUGUAUGUUUACUGGCAGUAUGUACAGUAAAGAUAAUGUGCAUGUACUGUAUGUCUCUUUGUUGCAUCUGUAAAAAGUAUUUGUAAUUACAUGAUCUGUAAGAAGCCCCUGACAUAUUGAGGACAGUAUUAAAUGCAAUUGAUGACAACAUGCAGACAGAUAAGAUAACCAGUUAAAUCUAUAUAUAUUUCGCAUUAGCAAUUGCUGUAUAUGUAAAAUGUUGGACGUUUAAGCACUCCCAUUCUUUUAGUUAUUUCAUAUCAAUUGUGCAAUGUGUUAUUUUUUAUGGCGUACAACAUUACAUUAUUGGCAUGGCAAUGGCAUGGCAUGGCAUGGCAACAUGUUUAUGUUCUUUUGACUUAAUGUUUCUGAGCAUAAAUAUUUAUGCAAACUUAGGCUUUCAGAAAACUGAAAAGCUUUCAGAUCGUCCUUCUGAGGUCAAUCUUAGGCAGGUGGGGGCAGGAAAUGUUGUGAUCAACAUUGUGAAUUCAGUGGAACUGAUGGUCCUCUUACCAAUACACUGGU
This is a messenger RNA of Conger conger (European conger), 4530 nucleotides long. RefSeq names its product leucine rich repeat containing 53 (gene lrrc53). Gene Ontology annotation, molecular function: protein binding. The transcript has 6 exons. The record is from RefSeq and is a predicted model, not a curated record. Bases 246 to 3932 code for a protein of 1228 amino acids. Lineage: Eukaryota; Metazoa; Chordata; Actinopteri; Anguilliformes; Congridae.